Molecule: messenger RNA, 1202 nt
Organism: Pisolithus orientalis
Lineage: Eukaryota; Fungi; Basidiomycota; Agaricomycetes; Boletales; Pisolithaceae
Exons: 4
Coding region: 41-997 (318 amino acids)
Biological process (GO): retrograde vesicle-mediated transport, Golgi to endoplasmic reticulum
Source: RefSeq, a predicted model, not a curated record
AGCGGUGUAACACGUUGCAAACUUGGCUCCACCCACAACGAUGUCGUCGCCGUCAGCAGCACGCGCAGAAGCUCGUCGAAAAGCCAUUCUCGGUCGGGGAAGCGACCGUCUCGCAAAACUAACGACGUCCGCGCGAGGAGAAGACGCCUCGUCUUGCAUUCAAACAGGCAUACCCGCACGAACGGGAGCCAGCACGGAUUUGGCUUCAUUCACAGGCGAAGAAACGCCCCCUCUGCCACAUGUCGACGUGUCGCGGACUUCACCAUCGCCGCCAUCUGUCUCUGGCGCUGCGGCUGCACCCGCCUCCGCAGAUCUACAAGACCCAUCCGCAUGGACGGACAACCAACAGCGACAGUUAAUGCAGGCGCUUAUGGGUGGUGGAGGUGCACCGCGUACUCCUUUCUCGUUGCCUCACCAGAGCCAACCAUCCGCGGAUGCCGACCCCAUGAACACGUUCCUGGCCCAGCUGGCACAGGCCAACCAAGCGCAAGGACAAAGUUAUGGGCCGGCAGCGGCAGCAAAGCCCCCCGUCCCACCGACGCCCCCCUCUCGUUUCCAAAACCUGGUAUCUCUGAUACACGCGCUAUGCAUGUGGUUCCUCCUCGGAUUCUUCGUGCUCUGGAAGGAACCAGGCGUAUACGCUGAGAAGACAGGUGUACAUCAAGACGAAAUACCGAUGUGGAGACGAUGGAAAAUGCUUGGAUAUCGUCGCCCUGGAGAUGAGGGUGGAUGGGGCGUGCAAUUGGUGCCGUUCUUUUGGGCACUGAUGACACUAGAAAUCAUGCUCCACACCAUCCGUGUAUUCACGGGACAUGCCCAACCCAACCCACCCAAACUGCUUGCCCUUGCAAUUCACCACCUCCCACCUCCCAUUCCAUCGUUGAUAAUGGACGCCCUGCGGUACCUCCAAUUGGGAAACUCAUUCGUGGAUGACGUCGCUAUGAUUGUGUUUGGGAUUGGCGUGAUCGUAAUGGCCGCGGGUUGGGCUGCUGCUUAGUGGUUGAUUAGGUGCUUAUGGUUUGGGUGCCUAGUGGUUGGGCUUAGUUGACUUGGUAUUUAAUGCUCGUCCAUGACAUGUAAUGACGACAAUCACGAUAUAUAAAACGCCACGAAAAUCAAGGCAAUAUGGCAGCGGCGCCCGUCCUCGGUCGAUCUGGCGCACCUAACAUCUCUUGCACCCUAGCCUCCCUUUCGCUCUCACC